Molecule: messenger RNA, 405 nt
Organism: Aspergillus novofumigatus IBT 16806
Lineage: Eukaryota; Fungi; Ascomycota; Eurotiomycetes; Eurotiales; Aspergillaceae
Exons: 2
Coding region: 1-405 (134 amino acids)
Source: RefSeq, a predicted model, not a curated record
AUGGAAACACCAGCUGAAGUCAUCCCAAAAGGCUGGACCAACGAUCCCCGGUUCUUCGAAGGGUUUUUCUUCCAUGACUCUGCGGAGGCCCACCUGGCCCGAUGCCACGGGAUAAAUGAUCCCAAACUUCUCUUGAUGACGACCCCCGAUACUGGGGACAUGGGAUACAUAAUUACAUCGAGCGGCCGUUUUUACUGGGGUGAUCUGAUGAUUGAUCACAUCGCGGAGAUCACCAACCCCAGGACCUGGCCGGAGAUUCUGCGCGCUCUUGCAACGAAGGGGGAGAGGGGUUUGAGGAUGAGGGUGCUUCGGCCGGUGGUUGUGGGUGAGGAGGAAAUGGUUGUUGAAGGGCAAGGCCCGUCUGUUACUUCCAGUUCAGACGUUCCUUCCACUUCAGAGAAGUGA